Messenger RNA from Aegilops tauschii subsp. strangulata, 498 nucleotides. RefSeq names its product L10-interacting MYB domain-containing protein. The record is from RefSeq and is a predicted model, not a curated record. NCBI's taxonomy places the organism in Eukaryota, Viridiplantae, Streptophyta, Magnoliopsida, Poales, Poaceae.
AUGACUGAAAAGGCUGUGUGGGAUGAUGCCCAUUUGAAGAAACUCAUUGAUAUAUUGAGAGAAGAGGUUUCAAAUGGAAAUAGACCAUUAGGUCAUCUAAGCAAGAAGGGCUGGAAAAAUGUUUUGGAGAAAUGGGAAGCAAGAACGGGAAAGAAGUAUCCCAAGGAUAAAUUCAAGAACAAAUGGGAUGCAAUAAAAAAUGAGUAUGUUUGGUUCAUGGAGCUGAAAAAUGAAGCUACUGGACUUGGAUGGAAUGAUGCAAAGGGGACCGUUGAUUGCUCAAAAGAAUGGUGGGACGAACAUCUUGUGAGAUGCCAGGAGAGGACAAAAAAGAAAUGCAACCAUUUGAAGUUCAAAAAGCACGGACCAAAGCACCUUGAAGAUUUACAUGUCAUAUUUCAGAAUGUACAUGUCACUAGGGCUAGUGCUUCUUGUGCUGGAGAUAUUUCCUCCGAUGAAUCAAGUGAUGACAAUGCAGUUCUUUUGGAGAAACCAUAA